AUGAAGGCUUUCCCGACUGACGACUAUGCUGCCGACUUAAAAGAUCUGGACUUAAAUGGAGCUGAUGUACCAAUGCAACGUAGCCUUGGCCUGAGCUGGCACUUAAAAACGGAUACGUUCACCUUCAGAGCUCCUGCGCAGGAUAGCCCAAACACCCGUCGUGGUGUACUGUCUACUGUCAACAGUCUCUCCGAUCCUUUGGGUAUGACCGUCCCGGUGACUGUUCAGGGUAGACUUUUUCUAAGAGACAUGUCUGUCGGGACCACUGACUGGGAUGCCCCCCUCGCUGUGAACCACGGCUGGCAAAGAUGGAAAGACUCGCUGCAAGCUCUCGAGGAUCUGCGGAUACCACGCCGGUACGUCACCGUAUCCCUAGCACACGCUAGACGCCGUGAGAUUUGCAUAUUCUCGGAUGCGUCGGAGAAAAUCAUUGCCGCUGUUGCGUACAUCAGAGUGAUCGACGCUAACGAAACGCCACACGUGGGUUUUGUCUUCGGUAAAGCAAAGUUAGCCCCAAGGCCUGAACAGACAAUUCCUAGGCUCGAGCUGUGCGCUGCAGUGCUCGCUGUCGAAAUCGGAGAGCUAAUCCUGGGCGAAAUUGAUACACCCAUCGAUGAUGUCAGGUUUUACUCUGACAGCAAGGUCGUCCUGGGAUAUAUCUUCAAUGAGUCAAGGCGGUUUUACGUCUACGUGAGCAACCGGGUUAACCGCAUUCGAAGAACCACGAAACCGGGCCAGUGGCACUACGUCCCAACGGACCAAAAUCCUGCGGAUCACGCCACUAGACCUGUGGCCCCGAGCGCGCUCAGCCGUACGACUUGGCUGACAGGGCCAAAAUUCCUCGAAAGACACGAAUGUAUGAACUCCGAGAAAGACUGCCCGUUAUGCGAACCGGACGGUGACCCAGACGUCCGGCCGCUUGUGACAGUCUCCGCGACACACAUAGAAAAGCAGUCGCUGGGAGCUCAUCGUUUCGAACGGUUCUCCUCGUGGACUUCUCUCGUACGUGCCGUAGCGAACCUCAUACAUGUCACUCGCUCCUUUCACGACCCUCACGAUGGUUGCUGCGGUUGGCACUACUGCAGCAAGCCACAGACCGUAGAAUUCGAGGCAGCAAAGAAGGUCAUACUUCACUCUGUCCAGCGUGAACAAUUCGCAGACGUCUUCCUGAGCCUUGGUACUGAUGGCCACCGCAAGCAUGCUCCGUCCAACCACACUCUGUCAAAACUAGACCCCAUCGUCGGCAAUGACGACUUACUGAGGAUCGGUGGCCGCCUACGAAAUUCGAAAGAACUCGACGAAAAGGAGAAGCACCCUCUCAUCGUGCCAGGCCGCCAUCACAUAGGCUUGUUGCUUACGCGACACCACUACGAAGACGUUGUCAGACAUCAGGGGCGUCACUUCACCGAAGGGGCCGUCAGAGCUGCCGGAUUUUGGAUUGUCGGUGGAAAGAGAUGUAUCAGCGCGAUCAUUCAACGAUGUAUGACCUGCAGGAAACUCCGCGGAAAGCUGGAAACGCAAAAGAUGGCACCUCUUCUUGAGAAUCGACUAAGCCUGGAUCCUCCUUUCACCUUUGUCGGGUUGGACGUUUUUGGUCCCUGGAUGAUAGCCGCACGCCGCACAAGGGGCGGCAUAGCCCAAACUAAGAGGUCGGCGGUGUUAUUUACGUGUAUGGCCGUCCGCGCAGUCCACAUCGAAGUGAUAGAGGCGAUGGACACUUCGAGCUUUAUAAACGCAUUACGGCGAUUCCUGGCUGUCAGAGGUCCAGUAAAACAACUUCGGUCAGACCAAGGAACGAAUUUUGUCGGAGCCUGGGCAGAGCUCAAGAUAACUACAGUGCGUCUUGAUUUCAACAAGGUUCAGAGGUCUCUCAACGGACAAGGCUGUACGUGGGUUUUCAACACUCCACAUUCUUCGCACAUGGGUGGAGUGUGGGAACGUAUGAUUGGAGCUGCUCGUCGUAUCCUGGACUCUAUGCUACUCCUCAGAAACACCAAGCUUUUCUCACAUGAAGUCUUAACUACAUUCUUGGCAGAAGUCGCUGCCAUCAUCAAUAGCAGGCCACUGGUCCCAGCCUCAUCGGAUCCUGAAUGUCCCUCUGUCCUCAAACCAGCUCUGAUAUUGACUCAGAAGCCUUCCUCAAGCUCAGUACCUCCAGGAGAGUUCACAAGACUCCAUGUAAAACAAUGGAGACAGGUUCAGGCCUUGGCGAACACGUUUUGGCAUCGUUGGAAAGCAGAGUACCUACCCACACUUCAAGGCCGCAGAAAAUGGCAAAGAGAGCGACCCAAUCUUCGAGUCGGUGAUCUGGUUCUGUUGAAGGAUAGUGGAGCUAGGCGUAACGAAUGGCCAAUGGGGCGGAUCACUGUAGUGCAUCACGGGAAGGACGGCAAAGUGCGAAAGGUGGAAGUACAGACGGCAAAGGACGGGAACAAGAAGACCUUCCAACGACCAGUCACCGACGUGGUACUUCUGUUCUCUUCACCUGAAUGA
Molecule: messenger RNA, 2493 nt
Organism: Ornithodoros turicata
Lineage: Eukaryota; Metazoa; Arthropoda; Arachnida; Ixodida; Argasidae
Exons: 1
Coding region: 1-2493 (830 amino acids)
Biological process (GO): DNA integration
Molecular function (GO): nucleic acid binding
Source: RefSeq, a predicted model, not a curated record